Messenger RNA from Meira miltonrushii, 608 nucleotides. RefSeq names its product 4A/4B type thioredoxin-like protein. NCBI's taxonomy places the organism in Eukaryota, Fungi, Basidiomycota, Exobasidiomycetes, Exobasidiales, Brachybasidiaceae. The transcript is spliced from 2 exons. Gene Ontology annotation, cellular component: U4/U6 x U5 tri-snRNP complex; U5 snRNP; spliceosomal complex. The record is from RefSeq and is a predicted model, not a curated record. The coding region runs from base 106 to 534 and encodes 142 amino acids. Gene Ontology annotation, biological process: mRNA splicing, via spliceosome.
CACGGUCCGAAUAAAGAAAAAGAGAAAAGGGUGGAGCGUCCGACUAAAUUGAACAACACUUUGCAUCAUUACAACCUUCCCUACAAAGACAUCCACCGACAAAAGAUGUCUUACUUUCUCGUUCAUUUACAAUCCGGAUGGCAUGUCGAUCAAGCAAUACUAUCAGAAGAAGACCGUGUAGUCGUGAUCAGGUUCGGACAUGAUCAUGAUCCAACAUGUAUGGCAAUGGAUGAAACACUAUACAACAUUACUGAAAGGGUGAAAAAUUUCGCAGUAAUUUACGUUGUUGAUAUCACACAAGUACCUGAUUUCAAUAAAAUGUAUGAAUUGUACGAUCAAUGCUCGGUCAUGUUCUUCUUUCGUAAUAAACACAUCAUGAUCGAUUUGGGAACGGGAAAUAAUAACAAGAUCAAUUGGGCAAUCGAAAAUAAACAAGAAAUGAUUGAUAUAAUCGAAGUUGUUUAUCGUGGAGCAUCAAAAGGAAGAGGUUUAGUCAUGAGUCCAAAAGAUUACUCCACGCGGCAUAAUCGCUAAUCACGACAAACACUACCGCUGUACUACUACCACGCAUUUGUAUUCUACUGUCAAUCAAACUGUUUUUUCAAGAU